GGUCUGGUUAGUUGGGUCAUAACAAGAAAGAGAAUGAAAGAAGAGAGGAGAAAGAAGAAGGGAGAAGAAGUUAAGGGUUUUGGAAGAGAAGAAGAGCAGAGAAGCCGCCUGCCUCAAAUCCGCCAUUGGAGAUCGAAUCCAAGGCAAGAAACUUCGAAUCAAGACUCCUCUCGGUGCUGGAGGAAGAGUUUGGGUGGUGGAUUCGCCAAUUCCAGCAAGAAAAUCCAAGAAUGAACAAGGAGGAGAGAGAAUUGCCGCUACGCGUCACCCAACGAAUGAAGGAGUAGGGCAGAGCCGGCAAGCGACACAUGGCAGCAUUCCACUGGAGUAGUGCGUUCGGCCAGCCUGUCGACAUGCGUCAGAGCGUGCGGAUUCGGGUCGACCCGGAACACCCGCCAAACCGAUCCGACGACUAGCAGUCCAACCUGACAAAAUACGAAGGGAAGUCUCCAUCCGUUGGGGCUCGAAGCGCAUCACUGCCCGCGCGUGUGCCUUGCGCGUGGGGGAAACCUGCCGAUGCAUAGAACCCCAUAUUUUCACCACUUCGGCCUCCGUUUGUUUGUUUUUUGUCCUGAUUUCGAUACUAACCUUAUUGUUAUGUGAAUUAGGACCUAUCAAGGAAAUUUCAGAAUUUUUGGAACCUUCUUCAUCAAGAAAUUCGAGCUUGGAAAGACACGCGUCAACCAAGUAAGUAGCCAUUUGGAUUCCCACGAGCAAUACUUGUAGGAACCGCUUGGAAUAAGCAUGCAUGUGUCAAAUUCAUAAACCUAGCUAGCCAAAUCUAGUAUAUUAGUAUAGAAACCAUGGAAAUGAAUUAACUAAGGAAAUCAAUGGAAUCUCCAAAUCUAGUAUAUUAGUAUAGAACCAUGGAAAUGAAUUAACUAAGGAAAUCAAUGGAAUCUAGAUAUGAAUGACUAUGAAAUCUGUUUAGACUGAGAAUGUGAUAUUGUAUGUAUGCAUGAGGAGGAAGGAAAAUUUGUGAAAUCUACGCUCAGGGUGAAAAUGAACGUUAUCUACCCGUUGAACAUAUUUGUUAAUAUUGUUUGAAUUAUUGCAUGUUAACUCCAGUGCAUGAUUGCUUGUAUUAUCUUUCUUGUUGAAUAGGAAAAAACUACGAGCUUAGAUUAGGGCACUUGAGACAAAGUAGGCUAGACAAAACUCUAGAAUGGGAUACCUCUAAAAUAUCAUGCAUUUAGGCUCGCGAAGCGAUUACCAGCGGACCCAGACCCCAGUAUUCCUGACCACGAUAGGUUUGUGAGACAUUGCGCGAGAAUCCUAGAGAUGAAUGAAUUCAAGUUUAUGCCACCAAGAUCUGCUCUAGAAAGACUAGUAGGAAACCAUGGUAACUGUAGGUAGCUCGCCAGAGUUGAGCAGUGUGGAUAGCCUCCACUUCCCUCUCUGUUCUGGUACCAUACCGUCGAGACAAAACUUCGAUACUGAGAUCGUUGAGCUAGCUAGGUAGAGCCGGACAGGGAAGUGUGACCUGUGCCCCGACCUAGUGGUGGUAGCUAAGGGGUUUUCUGAACAGGACCCUCGGGUCGUAGAAACCUGUCCCUGAGCGGGGGAGUGUGGAACUACGUAGGGUGACUUAGUAGCUAACUGGCACACAAGGGUUCGCAACCCCCAAUUUUAGUGGAAGUAUGGUCCCGCGGGAGGGUUGUCAGCUAACCUCCACGGAUGAUUUUCAGAGAAAGUUACUUAUGCAGAUCCAAUCAUACUGUCCCCUCAAUUUUACUUGUGAGGUCGCGUCUCACCUCAAGACACUGAUCAUCCACUGCAUAAGAUGGGCAAGCCUCUUAAGCUAUAAAAAAGAGAGUUGCAGUUUAGUUCGCAGUCCCUAGAACCCCGAGACAAGGUUGUGGAUACCUACUAAGAUAAGGAUGCGAGAAAAGCCUACAAGUAGCUGCUUAUUGAGUAUUUUUAUACUCAUUCUUUUCUAUUUUUUUUUUCUUCAGGUGAGUGAUGCCAUGGUUUGAGGCGGGAACGCGUGCGGAAUCUUAAAGCCACAAAGGAGUGUCCCGGGGUGUCUAGGAGUCUGUACAUGUUCAUGUUUAGAUAUGUCAUACGUUUUUGUAGUUCAUACACUUACUUUUUCAUGAAACACAUACACUAUACUUUGUUUUGACAUUAAUUCUUCGGCGUAAUUGUUAAAAUCUUUCUGUAAUUUCUUAUUGUCUAUCACAUUUUACACGUUUUGAUGGCAUAGUCUGUUAGUCCAACCCUUAAUUUCGAGUCUCAAAUUUUGGGCUGUGACAGUUUGGUAUCAGAGCACCGGUUUUAGGUCCUAUAGACAUUAGGGUAUAGAGUCUAGUAUCUCUAUGGCCUAAGCUUCUGACAUGCCCCGCCGUGACUUGGCACAAUAAAAACGUGGUAUUGACUCCCAGUCCCUGCCUGUUGACAGAUAAUGGCGCCUAAGAGGAGAGGAGCCUAUCUCAGACCUGGUCCUAGGAGGGGCAGGAGAAGGGUCGAAGAGGUCCCAACUAUUCCUAUCCCCGAGGUGGAGCAACACCCACCCCUGGAGGAAACCAGAGAGCUAACCUCAGAUGAGGAACAGGCACGGCCACAGACACCCACACCGAGGAGAGGCCAAAGAAAGGCCGAGCCUCGGGCUAUUCAAGAGACUGUUCCUCAGAACCCGACGCCUAGAGGGACUCCACCAGCGCCAGCACUGAUUCUUGAGGAGGUGCCUGCCCAGCCGACAACGACCUUUACACGGGAUGUGUUACAGGUAUUCAUGAGAACCUCUAUGGAAAAUCAGGCACAAUUGACUCAGUUAAUGCAGACACUAGUGGCCAAUCAGGCACAAUUAACUCAGUUAAUGCAGACACUAGUGGCCAAUCAGGCUGCAAUGCAGGGAACGAGAGAUAUGGGGAUGACUGUAGAGUCUUGUUAUUUUAGGGAUUUUCAGUGGUAUAAACCGCCUUCUUUUGAUGGAGACAAGGUGGAUCAUGCUGCAGUUGAGACGUGGUUGGAGGCUAUAGAGACGAUCUUUCUGUACAUGAACUGUCCACCAGAAUAUCAAGUCCACUGCGGGACUUACAUGCUGAAGGGCGAAGCCCAUUUUUGGUGGAAAGGCGCCCGGAAAACUAUUACUCCAGUGGGAGGUUAUAUUUCUUGGAAUCAGUUCAAGGAAGCCUAUUUGUGUAAAUAUUACCCAACGGUUGCCCGACUCAAGUGUCAGGCAACAUUCCUAGAACUAAAAUAGGGGGACAAUGACAAGAAGAUGAUCUCGAGUUUAAUAGGCUGGCGAGGUUCUGCCCUGAGUAUGUCAGCAAUGACAAGAUGAAGACUGAUUGCUUGGUCGCCGGUCUCCGGAUAGAGAUUCAGGGUCUAGUAGUGGCACAGAUAUCCUCAGCUUCUUCUGGCUUGUGGUCACAAAAUUAUACCUUUCUCCAGCUGUUUUUGUUUGAUUGCCUGACUUCUAUAAUACAGAUAAACCAAAUUUCAGAACUUCUGCUGAAUCCUGUACUAAAGCGGCCCUAUUGAUAGUAAAUGUUUUUUCCUUUCACUUUAUGACUUCAUCUAGAGCUCCCUUAAACAAGUGGAAUUUGCUGCCCUCCUGAUCGAGUUUGAAAUGGGCAAUGUUUGCCAUAUUCAAUACCCUUCGAUAUACUUUUCU
Molecule: messenger RNA, 3619 nt
Organism: Cucurbita pepo subsp. pepo (vegetable marrow)
Lineage: Eukaryota; Viridiplantae; Streptophyta; Magnoliopsida; Cucurbitales; Cucurbitaceae
Source: RefSeq, a predicted model, not a curated record